AUGUCAACAACAGCCGCUCAGGUAAAAAAAGACGAUGGAUUGCCACAAAACGUCUGCGGUGACUGCCUAAACGUUUUACAAAUGGUGGUAACUUUCCGUUGUAAUGCUUUGAAAGUCGAAGAGCAGCUGAAAAAGUUGGUUUUCACUGAAAGUAACGUAAAAGAAGAGUUUAAACAGGAAGAUUUAGAAGAAACAACAAAUUUUGAACCAGCUUAUGAAGCUACUGAAAUCUGCCCAAGUUCCUUCCUACCUAAAGUUGAAGAGAAAAACGAGGAAGUCGAUAGACCAUUCAGAUGCAAACAGUGUCCAAAAACAUAUACAAGACAAGAUCAACUACUUGAGCAUGAGAAGAGGCAUGAUAGAGUCAGAUCUCAUGUCUGUUCAUAUUGUAAUAAAGGUUUCUUCCAGUUAUGCAGUUUAAAAGAUCACCUGCGGGUGCACACAAAGGAAGCCCCAUAUUUAUGCUCCGAAUGUGGCAAAAGCUUCACAAACAACUCUAACCUGCGCCAACACAUGAUAAGGCAUUCCGGUAUAAAGCCAUUUGCUUGCACCUUUUGCCCAAAGACAUUCAGUACCAAAGGUCAAAUGGUGAGUCACAUAAUAACCCACACGGGCGCCCACCCGCACAAAUGCGACGAGUGUGGCGCCAGCUUCACGAAGCCGAACUCUUUGAAGAAGCACAAAUUCAUACACCUCGACGUGAAAGCGUUCGCAUGCGAAACUUGUAACAAGAGGUUCACGUGCAAGGACCACCUGAAGAGGCAUCAGCGCAUCCACACUGGAGAAAAGCCCUAUCGCUGCAAGUAUUGCGAGCGCGCCUUCACCCAGAGCAACGACGCCAUCAAGCACAUGAGGAUGCACGUCGGCCAGAACAUAUACCACUGUACGGUGUGCAACAUGAAGUUUAGACUGAUGCGCGAGUUGAAGAAGCACUACCCCACCCACUACAUCAAGGGCGGAAAGCCACCCACGGUCCCCGUCGCCAAGGGGGUGGUGGCCCCCAUACUGUUGGGGUCCCCUGAAGCUGAACCCUCAGAACCCGCCCAGAUCGCCCUCACCGUCACCGAAAUGGGCGUGGUAUGGCCGGAG
Molecule: messenger RNA, 1089 nt
Organism: Iphiclides podalirius (scarce swallowtail)
Lineage: Eukaryota; Metazoa; Arthropoda; Insecta; Lepidoptera; Papilionidae
Source: the annotation of a GenBank genome assembly